Messenger RNA from Paramecium sonneborni, 1777 nucleotides. NCBI's taxonomy places the organism in Eukaryota, Ciliophora, Oligohymenophorea, Peniculida, Parameciidae. The record is from the annotation of a GenBank genome assembly.
AAAUGGGUUGUUGUUGUGGGAAGAACUGUACAAAACAAAAACCAGAUUUAAAAAUUGAAUAAAAAGCAUAACCAGAAGUCUAACCAUAAGAAAAUAAUAAUUAAUAGGAAUAUUUAGAACCACCAAAAGAACAAAAUAAUCCAAUAAUUCCUGAUGAAACUCCUAAAUAGAAAGGAUAAUAACCUUCAUCACUUCAAGAAAUUAAGGUAGAAGUUAAAAUUGAAAUUCCAGAAGUUAAAAAUGAAAUUCCAGAAGUUAAAAAUGAAAUUCCAGAAGUUAAAAAUGAAACUCCAAAAGUUAAAAAUAAAAUUCCAGAAGUUGAAACAUAAUUAGAUUAAGAUUUAUUAUACUUUGAAGAAGCAUUAAAUAGUAUUCGUGAUAAAAAUAAUAAUUUUAAUUAACAUAAAGUUUCAAUUGAAGAACAAUUAAAUAAAAUGUUUUCUAAAGAAUAAGAUGAAAAAGAAUUAAAAGACUAAUCAUAAAAUAAUGAUUUUAAAGGACCUAAGAUAGUAAAUAGAAAUAUUUGCGAUAUAUAAAAUAAAUAUGAUUUCUCCUAAAUAAAUGAAUUUACAGAAUAUAAACGCCCAAUAACUUUAGUGAGAUUAAUUUAGAAAUAAAAAUCACCUAUUUGCACUUUUAUUGGUAAAAUAGAUCAAAAAUACUGUUGUGUUAAAUUAAUACCUAUGGCAAAGUUAGUUCAUAUUAUGUAAUGGAUUGAAAGUGUUAAAAAAGCAUAGAGUAAAGAAAAUUUAGAUAAAGAGGUAUUUUUAGGUGAAUGCUGUUAAAAAUACAAUUAUUAUAAGAUUGAAGUAUUAAAUAAUGAGCCAGAAUAUUGUAAUUGUUAUAUUAUUAGUAAUCUGGAGUAAUAUAAUGCUUACACUUUUAGGUAUUUUAAUUGAUUUUUAUUUAUAGUCAUCAUCCAUCGAUAAAAUUAACAGAAAAAUUAUCUGUUGCUUACUAUGUUAUCUAAAUAAUCUAAGUUGUAUUAAAAAAUAAAACAGAUUAAGAUGAAUAAAAUUAAUAACCUUCUAAAUUAAGUAAAUAAAUUUUUAAAAAGAUGUUUACUGUGAAAAGAAACAAUAUAUUGAUUUCAAGAUAAUAAGAAAGAUUUAACAUCUUAUUAUCUGAUUGGUAAUUAUUGCUUCCUGAAUUUGAAGAUAUAAUUUCUAAUAAAAAAAUACAAAAUGAAGAUAAACUUUAUGAAGGAAUUGAAAAAAACAUACAUGAAAUAAAUGAUUUAAGUAGUAGAAAUCUAGGUGCUUAAGUUUAAUCGCAAUCGAAUUCAGGAAUAGUGAGUAACCCAGAACUAACCAAAAAUAUCAAUGAAUUUGAGGAAUUUACUAAAAGAGUUUUGAAGUUAUUGUUUUUUAGAGUUAAUUUUGAGUAAUUCUCUUUAUUUAUUAUUAGACUACUAUUUGAUGUUGAGUUAUAUGGAUUUAUUAAUGAAGCUAAGUUUGAAAAUAUUUGUGAUUAAAAAAUAAACAUAAUUGAGAAUUAAGAAAGAAGUGAUAAAGAAAUUUUAACAAAAAUAAUAUAAAGUUACUCUUAAAAAGAUGAAAAUGAGUAUAAUAAACAAAUCUUAAAAACGACAAACAAGUUGUUAACAAAUAAAUCAUAAUUAAUUUAUAAAGAAUUUCAGCUCAAUAAUUCACAUAAUUGUCCUAAAAUAUAUUGGAUUUAUUUAAUGCUUAAAGAUUUAAGACCUGAGGCAAUAAGAAGUGGUUUAUAAGAUUUAGAAAAAAAGUCCGAAGAUUGACUAUUAAAAAUUUAAUCAACC